AUGAAGACGCUUCUCCUCUUUUUGGUAUGCUUUUUUUUGUUAAUUUAAGGGCAAAUCAGUUGUAGAUGUACUUAGCCUCUCCAGGAGCUUCAGUGAGACUCGUUUUGGUAUGAAAAGAAUGAAAAAGAAAGGAAUAUUACAUUUGAAUUCAGGACUGCGAUCACAAACCUACCGAGGUUUGAAUCAGCGAUCGAUUCCCAGCUAUUGACCCCCAGGUCGAUCCGAGAUGCUGUCCCAGCGAUGGAGUCUGGUCAGAAUGGAUUUCCUCGGUACAAGGUUGCUCUGUUCCCUGCGGCUCUUGUAGCAAAUCAACUGAAAUCAGGACGUGUCUUUCUGAUAAUAUCAACUGUCCGUGCAGGUACUCGAGAGUCUCUACAUGAUUUUCUGAAAACCUCAUAUUCAGAGGAGAGACAACGCAACAAGUUUACUGUGCCGAGAACGUUUGCUUUUUCCCAUACCUCAGUUGCUGCAAACCGUUCAGAGCCACUGUCCGUGGUCCCCACCAUGUUUGCAAUAGUUCUCUUGUGAGUUGAACAACUAAAAUAUAAUUUUGGAUACUUUUUAGCCUCCUGAACCAGUUAGAUCAAAGGCUAGCUGCGGUUUGGGCUGCUGUCCACCAAAUGGUUCGUUCAAAAAACUCUACAAAGCUUCCUAGAUGGGCAGACGAUUUUUGUAGGUCUCCCGAGUUUUCUAAAAAUAUGAUUCAACACUAUAUACCUCAAAAUGAUUGAACAUUCUCCGCUUUUGUCAAUUCCAGCUCCUUGAGCUUAAAAAUCAUGUCAAUUCGAGGUAUCUGGGGUGAAUGGGAGGAAUGUCCGGCGACUUCACGCUUAAGCUGUGGUUCUUGCCAAACUGCUGUAGUACGCCGUCGAUGCGAUUCUGAGAUCUACGGAUGCCCUUGCAAGUUGGUUGUUUACCUUUUUUCAUUUUAGAAAAAAUCGGCCUCACUGUGGAAACUUUUAUUGACCACUUUAGAGUAUUGACGUAUUAGUGUCAAGUGGCCUCUUUAGUGUCCUCUCCAAGUAGUCCAACAACUCAAGCGGCCACUAGAGAAACGAUGAUUUUCCGAAUGUUUUGGAAUCAGUGUGUCACCAUGUAGUCCUCAGCCAAGUUUUAUAGAAGAACUCUUAUCUGGAACCUUCCACACUUCCCUAGCAAGUUAGAGCGCCAAACAUUAUUUAUUUGCGUUUUGUGUUAUCCUUUAUGUGAGCUUUUUUCAUUGCAGAGGACCACCUACAUAUACGAAGCUGUGUAAAAGCGAAGCUUGUGACUGCUCCAAACCCCCCACUUUGACUUACGAGUCUUGUGCAAAGUACAACUCACCUUGCUGUCCGCCCUUCACGCUGAACCCCGAUGGAAAGACUUGCGGCCCACCAACGGAGCCUCUAGAAGAAAUCAUCAAGACUCCAGAAUGCUGCCCACUCGGUUUGAAGUCUCAUCUUUUGAAAAUCGUGUGACUUUAAGAGUACCCAUGGAGCGCGUGGACCGAGUGGACGGGUUGUACUAAAUCUUGUGGUUUUUGCGGGUCGAUGACGCGUAGAAGGACGUGUCCAGCGAGAAAGUUCGGCUGUUCUUGGUACGUCUCCUGAAUUCAAUUCGUAUAGCCACUUGAGCCAGGCCCAACUAUAGCUGAUUCACGGCUGACUGAAGCCAUCGAAAAACGGGUCCUGACAGGAUAGAAGAAGAGAUAGAGCCUGUUAGGUGGAGAGCUCAGACAGGCCACGCCCCUUUAGCGUCCCAAGCUAGCCGUGAAUCAGCUAUACAUCUUCUCUCAACUAAUCGGGACUAACCAAAAAAUAAAAAUAAGAGUUAUACGUUCAGUGGGACGGGCUACGAAAAGGAGACAAAGUCCUGUGGUAGUAAUCUCUGUGACGGCAUCAGCAAUCCCGUUUGCUGCAAAGGAACCGAGACAUUUUUCAAACAGCCAGACAUGGAUGAUGUUGGCAAGUGGUGCGCAGGCGGCGAAACUUGGAGUUUUGAGUGAAUCGCGUUGAUAAAGUUGUUCAGUGUUCGUUUGUGACAUUAUUAUGAGGAAAGCUCAGAAAAUCGAAAAUUGGAAGUGAUGAAAAUGAAUUCAAAGAAGUUUUGAAAGUAAAAAACUUAAAAUUUCAAGAACGAAGAAACUUGGGACUCCAGCAAUAAAGUAGAUAUUGUCCAUCUGCCAAUUUCUCAAUAUCCAUUUUAAUCAGCACUCAUUUAAAAAAAUUCAAAUUCAAGGCUGGCUUGAGCCAUCGAAAAAAGGUCCUGACGCGAUGAGAAAAGAGCAGUGCCUUGUUCGUGGACACGCCCCCUUAGCAACUCAAGUUAGCCGUGAAUCGGCUAUAUAUCCAAAUGUAUUCUCAAAAAAAAGCUCUAUUCUCACAUCACAAAAAUAAACGGUCACAAAAUUCUAACGGAAAGAAUUCGCAAUAAAAACUCGCAACAAUAAAAUUGGGUGUAAUGGUUUUUUUUCCUUUUGGGAUUUUUGCUUUCUGAGCAUUCACCAUCAUCAUGAAGCCGAUUUUCCUUUUUUUGGUAUGUUUUUUGAAGUUUCUCAAAAAAUAAAAUACCCUCCAGAUCUACUUAUUCUCUCCAGCAGCUUCAAUGGAACUCAUUUUGGUAUGGAGAAAUUAUUGAAACAAUAAACUCAUUUAUGAAGUUCAGGACUGCGAUGAAAAGCGGCCGGAGGUUUGAUUGGCCAGUUUGAGGCAUUUCCUAACCUAGUAUCCCUAGAUUGAUCCGCGGUGUUGUCCCAGAGAUGGGAUCUGGUCUGAAUGGAUCACAACGACGGAAAAAUGUCCUGCCUUAUGUGGCUCUUGUGCUACUGUAACGGAAAUUCGCAAUUGUCUUUCUGAUAAGAUCAACUGCCCAUGCAGGUACUCGAAAAAACCUCUUCAUGCUCUUUUUGAGAGACUCAGCUCUAUAUAAUUUUAAAACAGAGGAGAGACGACGCAAAAAGUUUAUUGUGGCACUAACGUUUGCUUUUUCCCGUUGAACAGUUGCUGUUAUCCGUAUACAGCCACGGUGAUUAACCACGACCACGUUUGCAGCAGUCCUUUUGUGAGUUGGAAAAUUAAACCCUUUUUGAUUGAUUUUUCUUCAGCCGCCUGAACCAGUUAGAGCAAAGGCAAGCUGCAGUUUGGGAUGUUGUCCACCGAACGGUUCGUUUAAGAAUUGAAAAGAUGAGAAAAAGUGUAGUCAAAAGGAAAUUUUUUUUUGAUUUCAAAUUCGCAGUUUCUCGAAAUAUAAAAGGCAUAUAUAGUCAAUGUUUCCCGACUUGAAAGGCGAGGGAGGCGGCGCAAGGGGCGGGACGCGUGGCGUGUGCGUACGCGGUUCUUGGCGCCAGUUCAAUUCAGUCGCCGCCGACUAUUUAAAAAGCUCGGCCACCGCUCUUUUUCUGUAUUUUCUUCUAUUUUUUGAUGCACACAUAAACAUAAUCAAUAAAUAAUUAAAAAAACAAGUGAAAAGAGCAAUAAAUAAGCUCUCUGAAUGCUCGCUAGCGGUUGAAUUGCACACGUGCCAAGAACCGCGUACGCACACGCUACGCGUCCCGCCCCUUGCCACGCCUCCCACGCCUUUCAAGUCGGGAAACAUUGACUAUAAACGUGGAUUCGAAAAAUCUCUCAUUUGAGGGUUUCGCUCACGUUUCCUGUUGAUGAAAAUGUUCCACUACCAAUUCAAAAUUUCAAAAGUUUGAUUCCCAGAUAAGGGAGAAACUUUCACAAAAAACACGGUGUUUUUUUCAUUACGCAAGGUCAAGACUUUUCGUAAAUUAUGAUGCUUAGGGUGUAAGCACACCGAGACGCACUAUCGCAUACUCAAAAUGUUUUUUUUUAAUUUUUAGAAUUUGCGAUUUCAGGAUAAUAGCUCCUGAAAUGUUCGAAAGUUGUCAGUUUGAAGAAUAUGAUGUGAAAAAAAUUCACUUACGUUGAAAAAAACAUUUAGGAACGAUUUCGAAAGGGGAAAAACUCUAAAUUACUGAUUACAAAAAUAAAAAAACAAAAAAAUAUUAUGUAAAUGAAUCAGCUCCCAUUGAAUAAGCAUUUAUAAAUACGAAAAAAAUAUUGAAAUGAGGAAAAAUUCGAGGAGCAAAUGAAAAAAACAUUUUAUAUACCUCGAAAACCUAGCUUCAGAAAAAAACAAGUAAUGGAUAGAAAGCAGAAAUUUUUAGAAAAAAACCUCGUAUGGCGAAAUUUUUUUGUUUAAAUUCGAAAACCAUCAAAAAAACUAGAAAAAAAUAUAUAAUUUAGAUGAUUCAUAUAUCAAAAAUCAUUAAACUGCAUCAGCAAAUUCAAUUUGGCUCUAAUUUACACGAAACCGGUUUCAAACUACGUCAAAGGAACUAGAUAAUAACUUUUCAUUAUUAACUGAUUAAAUUAAAAACUAUAGUUUCCGAAAUAGAGUUACUCUUUUUCAUGUCGCGAAACAGAUUUCAAAAAUUUUUGAAAAAAAUUAGGACUUUUUAGAAAAAAAUCUUCAACUAUUUUGAGAAAAAAAGUUAAAGAUAUGAAACCGGUUUAGAAAAAGUGCGCAAUUUAAAAACUCCACAAAAAUGUACCCAUAGAGAGGCGGAUCACAUAAAUGCAAGAAAUAGAAAAAAGUAAAAAACCAAUGAAAAAAGUGUAGAAAUUCAAUUUUUGCAUCAGAAACGAUGAGAAGGGCGCAAUGAUGCGCCACGGAUAAUAUGCCGCUGGGACCCAAAAUUUCGCAUUUUUUUUCAUUGCGCGGAACACCGUGAAAACUGUGGAGAUAACUUUUGAACUGUCGCCAAACACGCUUCGCGAUCAAUUGCGCAGCUCGGCAUUUCAAUUUUUGUAAAAAUGACAACACCUAAAAAUUUUUAAGGUAUUUGGAGUGAGUGGGAAGAAUGUUCGACCAUCAAAACCAUGAUCUGCGGGGCUUGCCAAACUGCUGUAGUACGCCGAAGAUGCGAUUCUGAGAUCUACGGAUGCCCUUGCAAGUUGGUAGCUUCCUUGUCUUCUUUGAAAGCGAACACAGGUGAAAAAUCGGAGGAAUUCGUUGAAAAUAAGCUUUAUGAUAGCCCAGAAAAGUGCUCGUUGAGUAAGUUCUAUGAGAACAUUUUCCAGAGGACCGCCUACAUAUACGAAGGUGUGCAAAAACGAAGCUUGUGACUGCUCUCAAGGGCCGAAAUGGUACGCCGAGUCUUGCACAAAGUACAACACAUCUUGCUGUCCGCCGUACACGCUGAACCCCGAUGGAAAGACUUGCGGCCCAGAAACAGAGCCUCCAGAGGAAAUUAUCAAGAGCCCAGAAUGCUGCCCACUGGGUCGGUCUUUUGAAGCAUGCUCCUUUGGAACCGCUCAAUUUUGAGAGUACCCAUGGGGCGUUUGGUCAAGAUGGUCGAUUUGUACUGCAAAGUGUGGUUUUUGCGGAACGAAGACUCGUACCAGAACGUGUCCAGCGAAGAAGUUCGGCUGUUCUUGGUACGUCUCCUAAAUGAAAUCGCUUUGAACUGUCUACUUUCUCUUUUUGCACCCCGUCCAGGGAGCUUCACUGAGAAGAAAGGAAGCAGAAAUAUCAAUGAAGUAUUAUGAAGGCUGUCUUAAAUCGUCGGUUAUCUAAGAAACAAUUUUCAGCGGAAACGGCUUGGAAAAAGAGACCAAGAGCUGCGGCUAUGGCGCCUGUGAUGGUGCGAGCAAUCAAUGCUGCAAAGGUACUCUGAAAGACUUCGCACAGCCCCGAGUAGUUAAUACUAUCCAAUGGUGUUCAGGCGGCGAAACUUGGUCUUUUGAUUGA
This is a messenger RNA of Caenorhabditis auriculariae, 5736 nucleotides long. Lineage: Eukaryota; Metazoa; Nematoda; Chromadorea; Rhabditida; Rhabditidae. The record is from the annotation of a GenBank genome assembly.